AUGCAGUCAGCAAUCUAUCUCAACAACAGAGCCUCCUCUCUAAUCGAGAAGGAUUGCUUCGAAAAAGCCAUUGAAACGUUGAACCAAGCUCUGAAUGCCGUUCAAAAGCUUCAAAAAGACGAAUCGUCGUCGUUGUCAUCAUCAUCAUCAUCAUCCUUUGAGAAUUCACCAAAGUUCUCAAGGCGACCAAACGGAAAGUAUCUGUCAACAUCAAACAAGAGACGCAAAGAACUGGAUGAUCUAGCGGUCUUUAUGUACUCUCGACCAGUAUACGUGUCGCAUCUUCCGCAGACAGAAGGAAAAACAUUCUUAUCCUGGGUCAUCAUUUUCAACUUUGCCUUGUGCCAUCACCUCAUGGCACUCCGAGCAGCGGACCACAAGGACAAGCACGAAAACCUGCUUGAAGCUCUGAAACUGUACGAAGCACUAGUUGCCUUGCCAAUGGAAGACACGUUUCAAAUCGAGACCACUUAUUUCAUGGCCAUGAUCAACAAUUCGGCACAGAUUUACCAAAUGUUGCAUCGACCAAGACAAGCCAAGCAACACGCGGAUCAAAUGCUCUCCCUACUCAUGGUCACGAUUCAGGAAGGGGAAGCUGACACAGUGGACGAGUUUGACGGCUUUUUGCUGAAUGCCACACGAAGAUCUCUUGCGGUAGCGGCAUGA
Molecule: messenger RNA, 666 nt
Organism: Cylindrotheca closterium
Lineage: Eukaryota; Bacillariophyta; Bacillariophyceae; Bacillariales; Bacillariaceae
Source: the annotation of a GenBank genome assembly